Drosophila rhopaloa is the source of this 2775-nucleotide messenger RNA. RefSeq names its product DNA replication licensing factor Mcm6 (gene Mcm6). Gene Ontology annotation, cellular component: nucleus; MCM complex. Gene Ontology annotation, molecular function: single-stranded 3'-5' DNA helicase activity; single-stranded DNA binding; ATP binding. Gene Ontology annotation, biological process: double-strand break repair via break-induced replication; DNA replication initiation; mitotic DNA replication. Lineage: Eukaryota; Metazoa; Arthropoda; Insecta; Diptera; Drosophilidae. The transcript has a single exon. The coding region runs from base 104 to 2554 and encodes 816 amino acids. The record is from RefSeq and is a predicted model, not a curated record.
GCCAAAAAUUGGCAAAGCACGCAGCUGUAAACAAUUGCAAACGCAAAAUUUACCGCGUCACCUUUGCGUUUAUUUAUCAGUUUCAAUCAAACAGUGAACCAAAAUGGAUGUGGCAGAUGCUCAGGUUGGCCAGCUGCGCGUCAAGGAUGAGGUGGGCAUUCGUGCCCAGAAGUUAUUCCAGGAUUUCCUCGAGGAAUUCAAGGAGGACGGCGAGAUCAAAUACACGCGUCCGGCGGCCAGCUUGGAAUCCCCGGAUCGCUGCACCCUGGAGGUCAGUUUCGAGGAUGUGGAGAAGUACGAUCAGAACCUGGCCACCGCCAUCAUCGAGGAGUACUACCAUGUCUAUCCGUUCCUCUGCCAAUCCGUUUCCAAUUACGUGAAGGACAGGAUUGGCCUGAAGACCCAGAAGGAUUGCUAUGUGGCCUUCACGGAGGUGCCCACGCGGCACAAGGUCCGGGAUCUGACCACCUCCAAAAUCGGCACCCUCAUCCGCAUCUCCGGCCAGGUGGUGCGCACGCAUCCUGUUCAUCCGGAACUCGUAUCCGGCGUCUUCAUGUGCCUCGAUUGCCAGACGGAGAUCCGGAAUGUGGAGCAGCAGUUUAAGUUCACCAAUCCCACCAUUUGUCGUAAUCCCGUCUGCUCCAAUCGCCGGCGCUUCAUGCUGGAUGUGGAGAAGAGUCUGUUCCUGGAUUUCCAAAAGAUUCGCAUACAGGAAACCCAAGCAGAGCUGCCCCGUGGAUGUAUUCCCAGGGCCGUGGAGAUCAUCCUGCGUUCGGAACUGGUGGAAACUGUUCAAGCUGGCGAUCGGUAUGAUUUCACAGGCACUUUAAUCGUGGUUCCGGAUGUGAGUGUCCUGGCGAACGUGGGCACCCGGGCGGAGACCAGUUCCCGCCAUAAGCCAGGCGAGGGAAUGGAAGGCGUGACUGGUUUGAAGGCUCUGGGCAUGCGGGAACUGAACUACCGGAUGGCCUUCCUCGCCUGCAGCGUUCAGGCCACCACAGCCCGCUUUGGCGGCACGGAUCUGCCCAUGUCGGAGGUCACUGCCGAAGAUAUGAAGAAACAAAUGACGGAUGCAGAGUGGCACAAAAUCUAUGAGAUGUCCAAAGACCGUAAUCUGUACCAGAACCUGAUUAGCAGCCUGUUUCCGUCAGUCUAUGGCAAUGAUGAGGUAAAGAGGGGCAUUCUCCUUCAGCAAUUUGGUGGCGUUGCCAAGACCACAACCGAAAAGACCUCGCUGCGUGGGGAUGUCAAUGUUUGCAUCGUGGGAGAUCCCAGCACGGCCAAGUCGCAGUUCCUCAAGCAGGUCUCGGACUUCUCACCCAGGGCCAUCUAUACUUCAGGCAAGGCUUCCUCUGCCGCGGGCUUAACUGCAGCUGUGGUCCGCGAUGAGGAGUCCUUUGACUUCGUCAUCGAGGCGGGAGCUCUCAUGUUGGCUGACAAUGGCAUUUGCUGCAUUGACGAAUUCGACAAGAUGGAUCAGCGCGAUCAGGUGGCCAUUCACGAGGCCAUGGAGCAGCAGACCAUCUCGAUAGCUCGCGCUGGAGUUCGAGCCACUCUAAAUGCCCGCACGUCCAUUCUUGCCGCCGCCAAUCCCAUAAAUGGACGUUAUGAUCGCUCCAAGAGUCUGCAGCAGAACAUCCAGCUCUCCGCACCCAUUAUGUCACGUUUCGAUCUGUUCUUCAUCCUCGUGGACGAAUGCAAUGAGGUAGUGGACUAUGCCAUUGCCCGGAAGAUCGUUGACCUGCACUCGAACAUCGAGGAGUCCGUGGAGCGUGCUUACACACGCGAAGAGGUCCUCCGCUAUGUGACUUUUGCGCGGCAAUUUAAGCCGAUAAUUGGUCAGGAGGCCGGUCGCAUGCUGGUGGAGAACUAUGGCCAUCUGAGGCAGCGGGAUACAGGCACGUCGGGGAGGAGCACCUGGAGGAUCACCGUGCGACAGCUGGAGUCCAUGAUUCGGCUGAGCGAGGCCAUGGCCAAGCUGGAGUGCUCCAAUCGCGUGCUGGAGCGACAUGUCAAGGAGGCCUUCCGCCUGCUAAACAAGUCCAUUAUACGUGUGGAGCAGCCCGACAUUCACUUGGACGACGACGAGGGCCUGGAUAUGGACGAUGGCAUUCAGCACGACAUCGACAUGGAGAACAAUGGAUCAGCGGCCAAUAUUGAUGAAAACCUGGACACCUCUGGCAGCGGUGCUGUGCAAAAGAAGAAGUUCACGUUGUCCUUCGAGGACUACAAGAAUCUGUCCACCAUGCUGGUGCUUCACAUGCGUGGCGAGGAGGCGCGCUGCGAGGUGGAGGGCAGCGAUACAGGCAUCAAGCGCAGCGACGUCGUUACCUGGUAUCUGGAGCAGGUGGCCGAGCAAAUCGAAUCCGAAGAUGAGCUGAUCUCGCGGAAGAACCUCAUCGAGAAGCUGAUCGAUCGCCUCAUCUACCACGACCAGGUGAUCAUUCCGCUCAAGACAUCCACGCUGAAGCCGAGGAUCAAGGGUGUGGGCCAGGAUGAUGAGACGGAGGACGAUCCCCUGCUGGUGGUGCACCCCAACUACAUUGUGGAGUGAGCACAGCCAGACACCAGUUUAUUAUACCCUAAUUUACCUAGUUAAGUUUCUGUUUCCACUUCUUUGAUUUUUUUUGGUCAUCUAAUUAAUCAUUGCAUUUAGAUGUAAGUUUAGAAUUUAAAGACUACCAAGCCAAUUAAGCAUUAUUUGACCCGUCUGUGGUCAAGUUACUUUGAAAAUCAUUCAUGUUUUCGCCGAAAUAAACGUUCAUCUAAAGUUUA